Insectozyma verbasci is the source of this 969-nucleotide messenger RNA. NCBI's taxonomy places the organism in Eukaryota, Fungi, Ascomycota, Pichiomycetes, Serinales, Debaryomycetaceae. The record is from the annotation of a GenBank genome assembly.
AUGACAAUUAAAGCUAAUCCUAUUUAUAUAUCCUCAAAAAAGGAAGCUGAAACUUUUAUAAGCAAAUUUGAUAAUUUUUUAUUAGAUUGUGAUGGUGUUAUAUGGUUGGCAGAGAAUUUAAUUAAGGGUGUGCCUCAAUUUUUAGAUUAUUUGAUUGAAAAUAAUAAACAAUUUGCAUUUGUGACGAAUAAUUCUUCUAAAUCAAGGGAUUCAUAUAUUGAAAAAUUCAAAAAUUUAGGUAUCAAAAUUCAAAUUCCUAAAAAUAGGAUUUAUACAACAAGUUUUUCAGCUGUUUUAGAAUUAAAAACAUUGAAUAUUCAUCCUGGAUCAAAAAUUUGGGUUUUAGGAGAUGAAGGUAUCGAAGAUGAAUUAAAAGAUCAAGGAUAUAUUCCAUUAGGUGGUUCAAAUAGCUUAUUAGACAAAUCUUUUGAUCCUGAAAAUCCAUUAUUCACAAUUGAUGAUGAAGUCAAAGCUAUUAUAGUUGGAUCAACAAAUGAAUUUAAUUUUAUGAGAAUUUCAACAACUUUACAAUAUUUAAUGUUUAAAAAUAAAUCAUUACCAUUUAUUGGAAUAAAUUCCGAUAGAUUUUAUAAUGGUCCCAAUAAUCUAUUCUUACCAGCAGCAGGUUCAAUUUGUGAAAUAGCUUCAUAUUCAAGUAAUCGAAAAUAUAUCAACGUUGGGAAACCAAGUUCUGUUUUUGCUAGAGAAAUAUUAAGGGACACAGGAUUUAAUAAACACAAAACAGUAAUGAUUGGCGAUACAAUGAGCUCUGACAUUAGAUUUGGUAAUUAUAGUCAUUUAGGUGAUGGUCAAGGUACGUUAUUGGUUUUGUCAGGAGUUACUAAAUUUGAUCAUUUGAAGACGGUUCUAGAUAAUCCAAAUCAAUUUGAUGAUGUAGAAAGUUUAAUUCCUCGAUUUUAUACUGACUCUUUAACCAAAUUGAUUACUUUAUUGACAGAAACAGAAUAA